This is a messenger RNA of Camelina sativa (false flax), 1194 nucleotides long. NCBI's taxonomy places the organism in Eukaryota, Viridiplantae, Streptophyta, Magnoliopsida, Brassicales, Brassicaceae. The record is from RefSeq and is a predicted model, not a curated record.
AUGAUAAUAUUUGACGACGAAUUCGAAUUCGAAAUCCCCAAACCUGGUAAGCGUCUUAAUUCGGGUUUUUGCUCUAAACCCGACCCGAAUCGGGAUGUGGGUUUAAAUGGGUCUGCGUCGAAAUUGGAAGAGUCUUACGAGUUUGUGAGAAUCGAAGAAGACGAUGGAGAUUGGGUUCCGUUGUCUUAUAAUAAACCAAAGCAACCUCUAUGGAAGCAUUUGUCUGAAGAAUCGUUUCUGUCUGAUUUAGAUCCCAGCAUUGUCUCUUCUUACAAGAAAGCUUUGUCUUCUAAACAAUUAAGUAACAACAACACUCUUAGACCUACAAAAUCCCUCUCUUGUAGCCCUUCAUCGAAUCCAAAUCCGUCCAUCUUAAUCAGCGAAGCACCAAAGUCUGUAUCCUCUAGUCAACUGAUUCCAUCACAGGUUGUUAAACCGAGAACAGAAGACAAGAUUGUGCUCUACUUCACAUCCCUCCGAGGUAUUCGGAAGACAUACGAGGAUUGCUGUUGUGUUAGAUCGAUCUUGAGAGGGCUUCAAGUGACGGUAGACGAGCGUGACAUCUCCAUGGAUUCCAAAUACAGGAAAGAGCUUAAAAGUGUGCUUGGCGGAGGAGAGAAACCGGUUUGUUUGCCUCAGGUGUUUAUCGGAGAAAUUCACAUUGGUGGGAUAGAGGAGAUUAUGGAGCUUAACGAUGGUGGGGAAUUAGCAGAGAUGUUGAAAGGUUUCCCUGCUUGUGAACGCUUGGGGACAUGCAGGAGCUGUGGGGAUGCAAGGUUUGUGCCUUGUACUAACUGUGAUGGUAGCACCAAAGUGUUUGAAGAAGAAGAUGAACGGUUCAAGCGAUGUCCUAAAUGCAAUGAGAAUGGAUUGGUGCGUUGUCGUGGGUGUUGUGUUUGAUCAAGAAGCUAGCUGUGUGGGAUUUUUAGAUUUGAUUGAUGAUGCGAAUUUUAUCAAGAGAAGAAGAGAAAAGAGUUGAUGAAUCUUGUUGACUAAAAGAUGAUAAUAUUUGGUUAGUAGUGUAUAUUGAAAAUAAGUAAGUGGCCUUUGAUUAUUAUUACUACUCUCUUAUGAGUUGUGUUCUUUUGUUCCAUAUACUGGUAUGUUCUUGCUCUUCAUGCUUUUUUUAACAUUAUGAACUAAAUGAUAAUUACUGCUAUAUUUAUAAGUACAUAAUUACAUGAUUAUUAGUAA